ACCACCGCAAGAGCUCACGCGCAAAAAAAAGAAGGGGAAGGGAAAGAUGGUUGAACCCGAAACCGCGCAAAAACCGAGAGCAAAGGGGAGGCAAUGGACGAAAGUAGAAGAGGAGGCGCUAGCUAUGGCGUAUGCUAAGGCCUCUACUUGCCCGAUAGUCGGAAACAACCAAUCGGGUAGUAGUUUUUGGAAGAAGAAAACGGAUAGGUUUAACGCGAUUAUGGAGCAUGGGGAGGCUCGUGAUGUCGAAUCCGUCUCGGGCAAGUGGCGAAAAAUGAUCAAGGUCGUCAACGCCUUUAAUCAAAUUUAUAACCAAAUUUACCUUUCUCCUCCAAGCGGGAGUAACGAGCAAGAUAUUCUUAACCUUGCUAUCGCCAAGUGGGACUCCUAAAAUUCAACGCCUUUCCCGCACUUCCGAGCAUGGAACGUUAUAAGGAAAGAACAAAAAUGGAAGCCGGUUCCAAAUGAGGUCGCAACGGCCAAACGCACUAAAACUUCCGAGUCCGGAAGCUAUAGUGCGGGAGGCUCCACCACUCGAUGUCAAAUCGACAUAAACGACGACCUGGAAGAUGACGAGGAUGUGUUGCCCGUUCACGAGUCGGAACGUCCCCCCGGGAGGGACAAAGCAAAAAAAGAAGCGGCCGGAAAGCGAAAAGUGUCCGGCUCGAGUGGAGGUGGCGGCUCGAGUGGAGGUAGGGGCGAGAAGGCAUCGUCAAAAAUGGACGACUUGAUAAACGAAUUCCGUUCGUUCAAAGAGUUCGCGACCGAAAAGUAUACUCACAAGAAAACCGUGUCGUCCGACUAUGCUCGAGCGGAAGAUUUUAGGAUUAUGCGGUUGGAUCUCGACUCGGUUCCGGAGGAUGAACGCGAGGUUUAUCGGAGGAUGAAGGAAGAGGUGAAAAAAAAAUGGACGUCGUAGGUUUUAGGAAACGUAAUUUUUUUUAUUUUUUAUUUUCGGUUUCUUUUUUUUU
Molecule: messenger RNA, 971 nt
Organism: Helianthus annuus (common sunflower)
Lineage: Eukaryota; Viridiplantae; Streptophyta; Magnoliopsida; Asterales; Asteraceae
Product: glutathione S-transferase T3-like
Exons: 2
Coding region: 47-391 (114 amino acids)
Source: RefSeq, a predicted model, not a curated record